CUCCAUCGCACCAAAGCGUGUUUGGCCAUCGAACGAGACGGACGUGUGUGCUCUCUGCUGCUGCUGUCGGGGCUUCGUACGUGGAUACUUGGAGUGUUUUUUGUUUAAUAAAUAUACAAGUGUUUAGCAGAGCCGGAGGCACAAUCACAAAAAUUAAAUUAUUGUGUAUUGGGUUCUAUUAUACGGAAAUCUAGUGAAGUUAAGUGAACAUAAAAAGCCCGCAAACAAACGCAAAAGGCAACAUACGACCGGAAAAAGCGCGCGUAUGUGUUGCGAAGGGGGAGGAGGAAAAGGAGAAGGAAACCAAAAAGGAAAAAAGUCGUCGCCUGAAAGUGCGAUUCCAGUGAAAUAUGUUAAUUAAAAGUUGCAAUUAGUUGCAAUUGGAUGGCAAUUUCCAGCCAUUAGCAUUAGAAAUCGCACGAGUCAAGUGUUUAGCACCCGAGAGAGAAAAUCAAAUCAGAGAAUCGGAGAGUUGCAAAGCAAAUGCAAAAACAACAACAGGAAAAGCAACCAUAUUUAUUCACAUUCUAUUGUUGUUGGCAACGCGGAAGCCGCCCGCUCCGAAGUUCGCAGUAAAUAAAGCCAAAAAGUGUGUUUCAACAACAAUGAACCAUUAAACCGUUAACAAAAGUGCUGAAAUAGUUCAUUUACAAUUGGAGCUACCUGCUGUUGCUGCGUCACGGCGAGAGGGGGGAACACUAGUGUCCAGAAGUCCAUAAAAAGCAUUUUGGGCAAUAAAUUGAAAUUCGGUGCACAACAUUACAGCGAAGAGAACCCCAUGGAAUGGCGCACAAAUGGAAUGAAAAUGUAUUUUUAAGCGACUGAAAACCCACAAAACAGCAAGAGACACAAACAACGCCCAGAGUAGAAUUGUUCACUUGACCCACAGACACAGACACAGACAGAGACCUAAAGGGAGAGUGCAACAGAGACAGCUAGAGAGCUAAAGAGAGACAAAAUGCGUGCGGGCCGUUGGCUGAACGAUGGCUUAGUGCUGGUCGUUGUCGUCAUUUUGGCCAUAACACAGGCACGUUUCAUUGCGAAAAGAGAAACCAACAGCGAAACGGAAACCCCUGUCGUUGGCAUGGAGGAGGAGACGACUGCUGCCAAUAAUUUGAAUGCCACUUCCACAGCGGCUGCUGCUGCUGCCAUUGACCCUGACAUUGUUCGUGUGGCAGCCAAAGCAGCGCAAGAGCCACCAAAGGAUACAGAAGCCACAGCCAAGGAAGAUCCUGCCACAACGACAACAGAAGUCAGCCAAAAGGUUACGCAGGAAGCAACAGCAACGAAUGCCAGUCGAUCCACGGAGCAUGGACGUGCCAUGCAGCUGGCAUCCACCACAGAGGCUGCCGUCACGCCCAUGAAGCUGCGAGCACUGCCCAAAAUCACGACAACUCCUCUGCCCUUUGCCUCCAAUGAGAACGCCAUUGAAGAGUCCACUUCGACGGUGCGCCAGCUGCCGGAGAAGCGAGCAAAAUUCAUCAGCGAAAACUCCACGAAUGCGCAGCAGUUGCUGCUGCCCAACACGGCGGAAGUGUGGAGUCUGGCGGGAAUGAAGUCGGUGCCCAAGAGUCCUGCGACACCAGUGGGUAGCUCCACACUUACCCCAGAACAUGCCACUGGGGCAGAUAAUGCCACGGCGAUGGUGCUGCCGACCGCAGAGCUCGCCAAUGACAUAGAGGAGCCGCCGCAGAACCAAACGGAGCUGCACAAGGAGAAGAAUCUGUUGGACUGGCAGCAGAUUGCACUGAUGCAGUCGCCAGUGCCCUCUACGGCCGAGAACCGAACAGAGUUUGCAGUCAGCACCACACUGGAUGCCACCGAAGAGGCCACGCAGGUCACCACAGAGUCCUUGGAAGGACAAGCGACACCAGAGACGACUGUGGCUCCAUUUACAGCGGCUGGAGGUGGCCAUGGACUCAAUCUGACUGAACCGGUUCUUGUCAUAGAAACCACAACUGUGGCAAAGGAAACCUUGGAGCAGGAGGUGCUCACAUCCACUGCCAGGCCAGAGACCACAACCAGCGUCCGUUCCGCGGAGCUUGUGGCGGUAACGGAGGAGGCAACAACCAAAGCGGAGGAACUGCAGCUAACAACAGCUGCAAUGGCAAUUGAAAGUGCAACUGCAACUGCAACUGCAGCAACAAUGGAGUCACCAACAUCAUCAUCAUCCACGCCGGCAGGGAUCGCUCCACAUGUGUCACCAGCUGUGGGGGCGGUAGACGCAGACCAGGAGAUGAUUACGACUGCCAGAACGAGCAGCAUCGAUGGGGUUUCAAGUGCACCGAGUCCCAGUUCCAACACAACUGAAAUGGCAAUAAAAGCCGCAACGCCGCACACGAACGACGACGACGACGUCAUCAAUGCUGUCUCCCCAAGCCCCAAGCAGUCUCAGUCCCAGUCACAGUCGCAGUCAGAGAGGGAGCAACAGCAACAGCAACAGCAAGAGCCAACGGACCCCACGACAACAGCAGUUAGUAGUCGAGCGGCUGUCGAGGAGAGCGCAAGCACAACGACGACGACAACGCCAACGACGGUGCCGCAGUACGAGUUAAGUGAACAAAAAAGCGAGACAACAACAACAGCAACAACAAUUACGAGUACGAGUACAACAACAACUAAAACAACAACAGCUGAGGAGGAGGCAACAACUGUGGAGGAGACAACGACGCCAACGCCAACGCCAACGCCAACGCAAACGGAAAUUGUCCAAAUUAGCAAUGAAGUGAAUUUAGAAACGGCAACAGUGCCAGCUCCUCCAGGUACAGUUCCAGCAACAACAACAACAACAGCAGAGCCAACAGUAAGCAAAUCGAAGGAGGAAGAGGCAACCACUGAGGACAUUUUCAGUUCCAUAAAUAGCAAGAAAACCGAUACAAGUGAGAACUUUUUAAAGAACUCCUCAACAACAACAACAACAACAACAGCUGCCACAACAAUUGCCACAACACCUGCCACACAAGAGGAGGUUAAACAGGGCACAGAGGUUACCGUUGGUGUUACCGUUACCGUUAGCCCCCUGUUCAGUGACCUCGGCCCGAAGGCAAAUAACGAGCACGAAUCCUCGCUGGAAACGAACAACAUUGGCGAAGCAGAAGCUGAAGAAGAGGCGGCGACCACAACAGCAGCAGCAGCAGGAGUAGGGGCGGCAGCGGCAGUGGGGGCAGGGGAAGCUCCUACCCUAAAUGCUUUGGACGAGAGGGAAACAGGGAAAGCAGCAACAGGUGCAAAGGGAGCGCCAUCGGAUGAGCAUUACGAUGAGGAGAACGACACGGGCAAAGGCCAACAACAACAGGUGGAUGAAGUGCAUGAAAAACAAGUUAUCAAAGGGGAGGAGCAGCAGCCAGAGCCAAAGCAAACAUUAGCCAAAACUAUGGCAGGAAACGGCACAACAACCACAACAGAAGCAGCCACCACAAGCACCAGCAGCAGCACCAGCACAACGGCAAAAACAACGACUGAAAUGCAACCGCCGUUGAUAUCCCUGCUGGAUGAUAGCACAACAAAGUCAACAACCACAACGACAACUCUCCCAACGCCAACAGAAGUCAACUCGAGCAGCUUGAGGCCAGCGAUCAGCAUGCUGCCAGAGAACACAACGCUGAUCCGGGCUCCCCCUGCGACUACCACCGAAGAGCCUUCGGACUUCCUUGCCUCCAGUGAGUCACCCACUGCCCCGAACAUCAUAAUGGCAGCGUUUCCCAACGACAUGGGCAACAGCCCCGCGCAGGGUGGUGGCACGGAUGUCAAUGUGAUUAUCGCCAUCACAGUGAGCGUCAUCGGAGUGGUGGCCCUGAUCCUGCUGGUGGCUUUUCUCUAUCUGAUGCGCAAGCGCCAGAAGCAAAUGUCCUACGGGCAGCGCUGUCGACCCGUCAGCUUGGAUGCCUACUCACUGGACAAUGUCUCGGUGCUGGGCAGUGUGCGGCGGAAGGGCAGGGACUUGCGUGCCUCGAAGCGCACCUACGGGAAUGCGGCCUUCGACGAUCCAUCGCUGCGGCACAACCUGCUCUCCGCCGUGGAGUUGGGCAAGUUCGUGGAGCGGCGCUCCAGCAUAUUCGAGGAGUUCCGCGAUGUGCCGCAGAUCAUUGCGCGAGCGGACGAGGUGCCAGCCGGCUGUGAGGACAAGAAUCGCUACGCCAACGUGAUUCCGCUUCCUGAGACGCGUGUGGUGCUUCAGCGACGCAGCGAUGAUGACAAAACGGAAUACAUUAAUGCCAAUUAUGUGCGGGGCCCGCGGGAUGCGCCCAACUACUACAUUGCCUGCCAGGCGCCCAUGGAGAGCACCACAAGUGACUUUUGGCGCAUGAUCUGGGAGCAGCAGUCACGCGUGAUUAUCCAGGCCACGGAUCUCAACGAGAACGGCAUCGAAAAGUGCGCCGAGUAUCUGCCGCCGUCGGCCACGUUGGAUAAUCACAGCAGCUAUGGGGACUACCAGGUGACGCUGAAGAAUCGCGAGGUCAAGGACAAGUAUGCCAUUUCCACGCUCAUGCUGAAGCGCGUGGAUGGCGAGGAGUGCCGCGAGCUCACCCACUACUGGUACAAGUGGCCCGAGGCGGGUGUGCCGGCCGAGGAGGCGCCCAUCAUUGCCAUGCUGCUGGAGGCACGCUCCUCCCUGAAGUCGUACUGCCUGGAGCAGCAGGCCAGCGAUCUGAAGGAGAAGUCAACGACGGCCGAGUCGUCGGUGGAUGCGGAGGCGGCUGUCGGCAAGGCUGAGGAGAUAAAUGGAAAUGUGGGCAGCAGCAGGGCAGGCUCAGCCACUCGCAGCCAGCAGGGACCGCUAACCGUUCAUUGUUCUCCAGGCACGGGCCGCACCGGCACCAUCAUUGCCUCGGACAUGGCCAUUCGCAGCUUGGAGACGCCCAAGCGAUCCGUGGACAUACCACAGCUGGUGUACUAUGUGCGGCGCGGACGUGCCAGCGCCGUUCAGACCAAGGAGCAGUAUGAAUUUAUCUACAAGGUGGCCAACAUGUACGCGACCAAGAUCACCAAUUUAUCCAAUGAUAAUUGAGGCAGCGCAACGCAACGCAACGCAAAGCAACUUUAUCUCCCGGAGUAUAUAUGAUGAUAAAAUAUGAUUCUAAUUUAGUAUUAUCUCUUUACGUACGCAACGCUACGCAUGCAACUGCGUUGAAUGUUUUUUUGCACCUGAUUUGUCGUCGUGUCGUUAUUUUGUCGGGCUUUGAAUAUCAUUUCAGAAAAUGUAUGUAUUCCUUUAUUAUUGUGAUAUAAUCGUACAUUUUGUAUAUCUCUUGAUAAUCUGUUGCAUAUUUAUAAUGUGAAUUUUGUUUUUGUUCUGCACUGGCAGCAGGUCAAAUUUAUUUGGAAUGUAUUCCAUAUUUUAAUUGUAGAAAGUCAUUAUGUAAUCAAUCUAUUUGUAUGUAUCUAUUUUAAACGAGCUUUAAUGUACAUAAGGUAUUUCUUAAGUAAACGAAAAUCUGUAUUGAUCACUCAUAUUAUUGCAAAAUACAAAGAAAAUGAACCACUCAA
Drosophila subobscura is the source of this 5487-nucleotide messenger RNA. Its product is annotated as mucin-5AC. Gene Ontology annotation, molecular function: protein tyrosine phosphatase activity. The record is from RefSeq and is a predicted model, not a curated record. NCBI's taxonomy places the organism in Eukaryota, Metazoa, Arthropoda, Insecta, Diptera, Drosophilidae. The transcript has 5 exons. The coding region runs from base 959 to 5008 and encodes 1349 amino acids. Gene Ontology annotation, biological process: protein dephosphorylation.